UAGGGAAUCGUCCGCCUCCCGAGCAGGGCGCCUCGCACAUAGAGACGUACACAAGCCGGGGAAGGAUGGAGGGCGAGCGGGGCGCGUCGCAGUCACCGCGGCCUGUCUCCUCCCCUCCCCCUGGCGGCGAGGCCACGGCAGCCCGAGCCGAGCCGCCAGCGCCCCUCGCGGACUCAGCGCGGCCGCUCCUGCCUCCCUCCUCCCCGGAGCUGCUGGAGUUCGACGACGACGAGGACCUGGAAGUGUUCAGCAAGGAUGCGUCACUCAUGGAGGCAAACUCCUUCAGCCCUUUGAUCCCAACAUCUCCAUCUUCGAUGAUAAAUCAGUACAAAUUUGAGGAUGAACCAGAAGGAAAGGAUCUUUUCAUAACGGUUGAUGAUCCAGAAAGCUAUAUUACUGCCAUUGAGACAUUCAUCACUUACAGAAUUGUCACCAAGACAACUCGUGGUGAAUUUGAUUCCAGUGAGUAUGAAGUUAGAAGACGCUAUCAGGACUUUCUUUGGUUGAAAGGAAGACUUGAAGAAGCGCAUCCAACACUUAUUAUUCCACCGUUGCCUGAAAAAUUCAUAAUGAAAGGAGUUGUGGAACGAUUUAACGAAGAAUUCAUUGAAACAAGAAGGAAAGCUUUGCAUAAGUUUUUAAACCGGAUUGCUGAUCAUCCUACUUUAACUUUUAAUGAGGACUUCAAAAUUUUUCUUACUGCACAAGCAGAGGAACUUUCAUCUCACCGGAAGCAGGGCCCUGGCUUACUUAGCAGAAUGGGACAAACAGUCAAGGCAGUGGCUUCAUCAAUGCGAGGCAGUGCGGUGAAAAACCGCCCGGAAAUAUUUACAGAAAUGAGUGACUAUGUGGACGUGUUUAACCAGAAAAUCAAUCUAUUGAACAAAAUCUCCCACCGAGUUUACAAAGAAAGAAAAGACUAUUUUUAUGAAAUGAAGGAAUUUGGUCCGAUUCACACGCUCUGGUCUACUUCGGAAGAAGAUCUGGAAGAUACCUUAAAAGGAAUGGCUACAGGCAUUGACCAGUGUUGCAAAGCUGGAGACAAAUGGAUGGCAGCUCUGACCGAAAGCUUCUUCCCUGUUAUACAUGAAUAUUUGCUUUACAAUGAAAUAUUGAUGGGUGUUCUGAAAAGAAGGGACCAGAUCCAAACAGAACUGGAUUCCAAAACUGAUGCUAUGUAUAAUAAAAAAGCUGAAAAUGGCCCGUUGCCUGAAGAGAUUGGAAAACUUGAAGAUAAAUUAGAAUGUGCCAAUAAUGCUCUGCAAGCGGAUUGGGAUAGGUGGAAGCACAGCCUGCGUCUUGAUAUGAAAUCAGCAUUUGGCAACAUGGCAGAAAAUAAUCUCCGCUAUUAUGAAGAGUGCCUUGCCACCUGGGAGUCCUUCUUGACCUCUCAGACUGAAGCAGACAUUACCUUGGAAGAAGAAUCUGAAGAUCAGUCUUGAUCGAGGCAUUCUCCUCUGGAAUUGUUCUUCACCAAAGAAUUACUUUAUAUUUGAGAUGAAAUUCAUUUAUUGUGUAGAGAUAUUAAGAUUCGGGAAGGGGGAGAGAAAUCUUACUGAAAUGUCAGGUAUUCUAUUAUCCUGGACUUUAUUUGAAUCAUGGUUUGUGUAUGUGUUUUUGGUAUUGGGGGGAAGAAAGAGAGAGGCCCAGUUCAGAUGUAACAAUAACCUCAAUUAAUACUGUGGGGACAAGUUUAGAACUUCAAUUCAUGCACCCCAGCCUCCUCUCCUUUUGAUGGAAAUACAGUUAUAUUAGAAUUUUUCCCUUCAGUUCCACAUUAACUAUAGCUUAAUAUUAAAUCCAAACCAACAACUGAGAAACAAGUCCAUUUCUGAGACAGUUUCAGUGAAUUUAGUUUUGCUUAGGUCUACUCAAAAUAAACUCAGAGAAAGCAAUGAGAGAGAGACAUUAUAUUCAUUCUUGUAACAUUAAACUGUGAUAGUAAUACCUUACAACUAUGAUUUAGCACUAAACUGUGGGUUGUAAUACUUUCUUAUAAUAUUUAACAAUGGUUACAUACAAAUUGGGCCACUGAGGUGAGAAUAUAUGAUUGCCAGCAUUUUUCUGGAGAUACUUUGUUUUUGUUUUUUUAAAAUACUGUGCAAUUUGAAUAUAAAAUAUUUUAAAUAUGCAUUUUAAUAAUAAAAUGUUGAAUAGGAA
Molecule: messenger RNA, 2160 nt
Organism: Ahaetulla prasina
Lineage: Eukaryota; Metazoa; Chordata; Lepidosauria; Squamata; Colubridae
Gene: SNX7
Product: sorting nexin 7
Exons: 9
Coding region: 66-1442 (458 amino acids)
Molecular function (GO): phosphatidylinositol binding
Source: RefSeq, a predicted model, not a curated record